GACCCGGGACUGGUUUAAAAUGACAGUCUCAAGUUCUUUGAGGAAGAGAAGAGUAAUUCAAAGGAACAGCCAGACAAGCUUCCUUUCUCUGCAGGAAUAAUUAUCAGCCCCCUUCCCCAUGGCCCACCUGGGAGCCCAUUUUGCCUUUAGAUCCCGCUGGCAGAAGACCGAUGAUGAACUCUGUCGACAUAGCAUGUCCUUUAUCCUUCACAAGGCCAUUCGCAAUGACUUCUUUCAGAGCUAUCUCUACCUGCUGGAAAAAAUUCCCCUGGUAAAACUGUAUGCUUUAACAAGCCAAGUCAUUGAUGGUGAGAUGCAGUUCUAUGCCAGAGCCAAACUUUUCUACCAAGAGGUACCGGCCACAGAAGAAGGCAUGAUGGGAAAUUUUAUUGAACUAUCCAACCCAGAUAUCCAGGCCUCUCGUGAAUUUCUUAGGAAAUUUGUUGGGGGGCCAGGGAGAGCGGGCACUGGCUGUGCCUUGGACUGCGGCUCUGGAAUAGGCAGGGUCAGCAAGCACGUCCUGUUGCCUGUUUUCAGCAGCGUUGAACUGGUGGACAUGAUGGAGUCUUUCCUCCUGGAAGCCCAGAGCUACUUGCAGGUCAACGAGGACAAAGUGGAAAGUUACCACUGCUACAGCCUGCAGGAAUUCACGCCUCACUUAGCAAGAUAUGACGUCAUCUGGAUUCAGUGGGUCUCAGGAUACCUGACCGAUAAGGACCUCCUUGCAUUUCUUUCCCGCUGCCGAGAUGGCCUGAAAGAAAAUGGUGUUAUCAUCCUGAAGGACAAUGUAGCACGGGAGGGCUGUAUCUUGGACCUGUCUGACAGCAGUGUGACUCGGGACAUGGACAUACUCCGAAGCCUGAUCAGGAAGAGUGGCCUGGUGGUUCUGGGCCAGGAGAAGCAAGAGGGCUUCCCUGAGCAGUGCGUUCCAGUGUGGAUGUUUGCCCUGCAUAGUGAUAGACGGUCCUGAUCAGCAGUGGGAAUGAACAGCCAGACCAGACGGUGGGGCUUUGCUUCAGGAUUGAGUCUAUCUCGAGGUGCCCCUUGUGGUGCAGACAGAGAUGGAAAGAAGGGACAUGGUGCGUGUCUAGAAUGAUUGAUGAUGUAGUAUGUACAAACUAUUACUAAUAUGAUGCACAGGUUAUGAUGUGUGCACAUUUUCUGAGAGAUGGAAUAAAACACCAAGAAAGUGCUUUAAGGAACUUCCUGCUUACACCUGAACUGCACAAGCGUGUAUGAAGACCCGAAAAAGAAACAACACUCACAAAUGACAGAUUGUGUUGGUCACUGAUGACUUGUGUUACUGAUCACAGAAUGAGGCAGAAAGUCCAGACCCCUUUCGCUGGCCCUGUGUCAGCUACACUAUACUUUCUUCCUCUUUGCUCUUAUAGCUCCUCUUGAACAAACA
Molecule: messenger RNA, 1408 nt
Organism: Chionomys nivalis (European snow vole)
Lineage: Eukaryota; Metazoa; Chordata; Mammalia; Rodentia; Cricetidae
Gene: Ntmt2
Product: N-terminal Xaa-Pro-Lys N-methyltransferase 2
Exons: 4
Coding region: 119-970 (283 amino acids)
Biological process (GO): N-terminal protein amino acid methylation
Cellular component (GO): cytoplasm
Molecular function (GO): N-terminal protein N-methyltransferase activity
Source: RefSeq, a predicted model, not a curated record